Molecule: messenger RNA, 5569 nt
Organism: Microtus oregoni (creeping vole)
Lineage: Eukaryota; Metazoa; Chordata; Mammalia; Rodentia; Cricetidae
Gene: Bbx
Product: BBX high mobility group box domain containing
Exons: 19
Coding region: 404-3220 (938 amino acids)
Biological process (GO): regulation of transcription by RNA polymerase II
Cellular component (GO): nucleus
Molecular function (GO): RNA polymerase II transcription regulatory region sequence-specific DNA binding; DNA-binding transcription factor activity, RNA polymerase II-specific
Source: RefSeq, a predicted model, not a curated record
ACUGUAUGUGGAGCAGUGUACAGUGGAGCGGAGGCAGCGCGGCUCCGCGAGCUCCUCUCCACUUUCCCAUAGAGAGCCCCUGACUGGCCGCUGAGGGCGAGCCACACACACGCCCUCGCGCCGCGGCGAGCCCGCGAGGUUACUAUCAUCUGACAAAGGCUCUGCUGCUGUUCAUCUUCCUGUGGUCCUCCAUUUACCUUCUCGGAAUCCUGCUGCAUCACAGAAGCCGGAAGUUCUGAUGUUCCAUUGAAAUCACAAUGGAAAGUCUUGACUUGACUGGCACCCUAAGGAAGACCCCCAAGCCUCUAGCAGAUGAUACCAUCUCCAGCAUGUUAUAGAUGUCAAGGAUUCCCUGGGAUAUUGAGAAAUACCAGAGGCGAAUUGUUCCACUGUAGUCACAGUGAUGAAAGGCAGUAAUAGAAAUAAAGAACAUUCAUCAGAAGGAGAAGGGGCUGGAAAACGACCAAAACGGAAGUGUCUUCAGUGGCAUCCGUUGUUAGCCAAGAAACUUCUUGAUUUUUCAGAAGAGGAGGAAGAAGACGAGGAAGAGGAAGAUAUUGAUAAAGUUCAUCUUCUUGAGGCGGAUGGCCUAGAGCAAGAUGUUGGUGAAACUGAAGAUGAUGAGUCACCAGAGCAGCGAGCUCGGAGACCAAUGAAUGCAUUUCUUCUAUUUUGCAAGCGACAUCGCUCUCUAGUCCGACAGGAACACCCAAAGCUUGAUAACCGAGGUGCUACCAAGAUACUAGCUGAUUGGUGGGCUGUUCUUGAUCCAAAGGAAAAGCAGAAAUAUACAGACAUGGCCAAGGAGUAUAAAGAUGCAUUUAUGAAAGCAAAUCCUGGCUACAGAUGGUGCCCUACUACAAACAAGCCUGUAAAAUCGCCAACACCCACUGUCAAUCCACGGAAGAAACUUUGGGCCUUCCCAUCUGACUCUUCAAGAGAUUUGCCAACCCCCAAGAAGGCAAAGACAGAAGAAAUUCCUCAGCUUAACUUUGGAAUGGCUGAUCCUACUCAGAUGGGAGGCCUGAGCAUGUUGCUGUUAGCUGGAGAACAUGCUCUUGGAACGCCAGAGGCAUCCACUGCGCCUUGCCGGCCUGAUAUUUCAGAGUCACCUGAGUUGCGUCAGAAGUCACCAUUGUUUCAAUUUGCUGAGAUAUCUUCAAGGACAUCCCAACCUGAGGGUCCUUCAAAACAGUGUCAAACAUCAGCUUUGUUUCAGUUUGCAGAGAUUUCUUCAAGUACUUCACAAUUGGGUGGCGCUGAGCCCGUGAAACGCUGUGGGAAUUCUGCACUCUUUCAGCUGGCAGAGAUGUGUCUGGCAUCAGAGGAGAUGAAAAUGGAAGAAACAAAGCUAAUAAAUUCAAAAGAUUCAGAUGGUGGAAGAAUGAAAGAGAUGGAAAAGGGGAAGGAAGAGAGAGACAUAAAAGUGGAGAAAAACAAUGAAGCUGGGUUCCAGAAAGAAGCAGAAUUUGAGAAACCAUCUAAGGGAAAUAUAAGGGAGUCUAAGGACUUCAGAAACUUUGAAGAGCUACAAGUGGAUAAUGUAAUGGCUGUCAAAUUGGAAGACCCCAAAGAAAUGAGAAAGGAACCAGAGGAUGAUCAGAAAUACAGCCACUUCCCUGAUUUUUCUUACUCUGCCAGCAGCAAGAUAAUUAUUAGCGAUGUCCCCAGUAGAAAAGAUCACAUGUGCCACCCUCACGGAAUUAUGUUCAUCGAGGACCCCACCAUGCUAAACAAACCAGAAAAGAUAAAAAAGAAAAAGAAGAAAAACAAACUGGAUCGACACGGAAGUGACAAAUCCACACCAAAGAAGACCUGCAAGAAGAGGCAGUCUUCGGAGUCCGACAUCGAGAGUGUCAUGUACACCAUAGAAGCUGUUGCAAAAGGAGACUGGGGUGUUGACAAGCUUGGAGAAACCCCAAGAAAGAAGGUCCGCACCUCCUCAAGUGGCAAGGGAGGCAUUUUGGAUGCCAAGCCACCAAAGAAAAAGGUGAAAUCAAAAGAGAAGAAGGCUUCCAAGGAGAAGUGCUCAGACAUCAUCAAGGAAUCACGACCUCCAGAUUUCCUUAAUAUUUCUGCUAGCAAGAAUGCUCCUGGGGAGGGGCCAGAGGGCAUAAAAGCAGAGCCAUUGACCCCCACAGAGGAUGCACUGCCACCUAGCCUACCAGGACAGACCAAGCCUGAGGACAGUGACUGUCACAGAAAAACGGAGACCUGUGGCUCCAGGAAAUCGGAGAGGUCUUGCAAAGGUGCUCUUUAUAAAACCCUGGUGUCAGAGGGCAUGCUCACCUCGCUGCGAGCUAAUGUUGACAGAGGGAAACGGAGCUCAGGAAAAGGAAAUUCCUCUGAUCAUGAAGGGUGUUGGAGUGAAGAGAGCUGGACAUUUAACCAGAGUGGGACCAGUGGGAGCAAGAAGUUUAAGAAGAAGCUAAGGGAAGACUCCUUCCUUGGUUCUGCAAAGCUGGAUGAGGAAUUUGAAAAGAAAUUCAACAGCCUCCCUCAAUAUAGUCCUCUUACAUUUGACCGGAAAUGUGUAUCUAUUCCAAGGAAAAAGAAGAAGACUGGAAACAUGUCCUCAGAAUCGACUAAAACCAGCAAAGGUCCUUUCCAGUCCCAGAAAAAGAACUUAUUCCACAAAAUUGUCAGCAAAUAUAAGCACAAAAAGGAGAAGCCUAAUGUUCCAGAAAAAGGAAGUGGGGAUAAAUGGUCACACAAGCAAUUCUUCUUGGAUGCCAUUCACCCUACAGAAGCCAUAUUUUCAGAAGACAGAAACACCACAGAGCCUGCUUAUAAGGUUAAAAAUGCCCUAUCCAUUCCCAACACUCCAGAGCCAGCAGCGAUGCAAGAACCUUUGGUGGGUAGCCAAAAGAGAAAAGCAAGGAAAACCAAGAUCACACACCUUGUCAGGACUGCAGAUGGCCGAGUAUCACCAGCAGGAAGUACCUUGGAUGACAAACCAAAGGAGCAACUACACAGGAGUCUCCCUAAAGUGACUGAGACAUACUGCAGUGAUGAUUGCUCACACAAUACGGUUGAGGAGCCACGGAGCAGUACUCCAGAAAUGCCUGCUGUGUCUGCAUUCUUUAGCCUCGCUGCACUGGCUGAGGUUGCAGCCAUGGAGAAUGUGCACAGAGGUCAGAGGUCAACUUCACUCACCCAUGAUGGACAGCCAAAAGAAAUGCCACAGGCUCCUGUACUGAUUUCUUGUGCUGACCAGUGAAGCGCCCUUUAAUUGUAAAACAUUGUGCUUUACCUACUACCCUAGCCUUGUCUUUACCAGGGAUGCUGGCAAGUCCAUGUGGUGGGAAGUACAGACUGCAGACAAGUGCUUGUUGUCCCACACAGCCCAGAAUCACUUGAAGCAAAACUUAGCAUUCUGGGCCCAUUUGUUGUUUCAGAAGCCACGAGUUCUGAGGGCAGUGUUACUGUGUGAUACUGAGCAAAAGCAAAGGGAUGUGGACCUUUGCUUUGCAUGGAAGGAAGGCUUUUGACGGUGACCAGUGGUAACUUGGUAAAAGGCUGCCUUUACUGUAGCUCAUCCAGCAUCUCUUUUACCAACCAGAGAGUGUGAAACUAGUUUCAUAUAUUACCUAGUUAUUCUUUCAAAACAAACAAAAAAACCCUGACGCACUGCACUAGUUAUUAUUAGAUAUUCUUAGUCUUUUGUACAUGAAGAUUUAAGUUCUAAGAUGGUUUAUAUAAUAGGUUAUACCUACAUUUAUAUUGUAGAAUAAAUAUUAAAAUGCCUGUACCAGAGACUCCUAAGCAGCAUGGGCAGGCAGACGUACCAUUGUUAGCGGUGUAUGCUCGGCCUUGUGGUCCAUAUAUUCUGCACUUUUAUAUUUGCCACCAGAAUGGUAGUGGUAGUUUGCUGGAAGAGAAAGAGAGAGAGAGAGAGAGAGAGAGGAGAGAGAUUGAUUUUGAGAUCGAGAAAGAGACUAUUACAAUUCUUACAAUCUGAAUUUUUUUCUUAGCCUUGAGUGACCAAGAAGAAUUUGCUUGGGGCAAAUUGUGGCAAAUAUUUUCCCAGACAGGGGAAGCAUCCUGCAGAUUACAGAUUACUGAUGUUUUCAUGCCUUGAGGAUUCUUUUAUUUUUACACAGGGGUCUAAGUGACCAAUGGAUCGUUCAUACAAACAAAAAAAGACAAAACUAUUAUUCAGAAGUGACCUUAGUAUUACUUCAUUAUUCUAAACACACUGAAGAUGCUCACUUCAUAUGGACUUGGAGCUUCAGACCUUUUACAUCCAUCACAGACAGACUGGACGGGUUGCGAUUGCUAUGCACGGCCUACUAGGCACUGCAGGUUUAGGAGCCAUUUGGAGUUGGUGUUGUUGAGGAGGUAUUGAGUAAACGAGUGGGGAGGUGUCUGAAGUGCGCCUCUCAGUCAGAUCCACCUACAGGUUUCUGUUUCCUUUUCAUGUUUUGUUGCUUUUAAGCAUAAAACCAACCAUAUGCCAGUGCCAAGUGGAUUAACUGGCCUACAACAUUCAACAUAUUGACUUAACCACCUGACGUUCACAGUGUCUUGUUUCCUAGCAACAGAUGCAAAGUGAUACAUCAAAAUUAAUCUGAGGCUACAGAUUUUACAGGGUAUUUGUUCCAUAGCACAAAGUAUUUCCCCACUGUUGCAACACAGCACAAACUACCAAAUUUUAAUUUUUGGAUCCCAGCAAUAAUUUUUAAUAGUUUUCAAACUGGUGGAGUUUUGAUAGUGCUAGCUGGAAUUUGAAGCUUUUGAAUUAGAUCUCUAAAUGGUGACAGUUUACAUGGUUUUAUCUAGCUUUCUUAUUUAUACUUGACUGAAGUGUAACGAUUUUUUUUCUAAUUGUAAUUUGACCUAAUAGCCAUAUAAAAUGACUCUAUUAAUACUGUCUAGGUCUAGCUUCUCAUGGUUGUAGAUAUUCCUUCAGUUCCGGUGCUGGAAAAUAUGUACAACUAUAUUAACAGAAUUGAAAAAGAUAGAGGUUUGUUUGUUGUUAUUUUUCCAAAGCAGGUAGGGAGGGCAGCAGAGUAUUAAAAUUGUGUCCUCAAAAAUUCAUGUUCAUUGUGGGGAUGUAGGAAGCAGGAAUUAGUAAAAGGUAAAUCAGUAGGUAUAGCUUAAUCCCAUUCACAUAGAAAUAAAUUGAGUGAAUAGCCCCAGAUUUUAGCAUACUAUUUUUACUAUGAUAACUGUUUUAAUAAUAUUUUCUAAAUUUCAAAACAAAAAUAAGUGAAUGUUUGGAAAUUGCUGGGUCCUGAUGUUGGUGGCUGUUGGAGUUUUGGACCACUUGCUAGCAGUGAUUUAAACAUGAUAAUUAGCUAAAACCCAAAAAAUUAGUAACAAAAGUAGAAAACCAACAAUUGCAUUGGUGCAGAACAUGCAUCUUGACAAUGGUACUAACUUGUUGUUCUCUAGAGUACAUUAGAAUAGAUCUAUUUUUGCCAGAGCACCCUCCUUCAGUCCUCCGAGUACAUUUCACUAGAGUCCCUUCAGAGAUUGCUGUAUAUUCCUGAGAACUUUUUUUAAAAAAGAAACAAGAGAUGACCUUUUUCUACGUGGUUAAUAUCUUACCUGAUCGGCUUUUCCC